This is a messenger RNA of Amoebophrya sp. A25, 357 nucleotides long. The record is from the annotation of a GenBank genome assembly. NCBI's taxonomy places the organism in Eukaryota, Dinophyceae, Syndiniales, Amoebophryaceae.
AUUUCACUCAUGCAUUACAUCAUGGAGGUGCUGCUCCUUCCUCCUGCAUAUCAUUCUCCGCACCAGGUGACCACCAGCAUGGCCACCAGCAACCUCACGACAGUCAUCAAGAACAUGAGGAUCCUAGCAUCUUUCAGCAACUCUAUGAUGCACCGCAGUUGAUUCGAAGAUGGAAGCAUCGUUACCGAUCUGCGUCUUUGAUGUCCACAGACAGAGGUAGUGAACGCAACCAUAUGGAUAGAGACGCGGAAGGGUCAUGCUCUUCUUCAGCCUGUGGACGUAGCUCUAGAGCGAUUUCACCAUCACCGUCGCCACCAAGAGGAUCGCAACAACUAGAUGCGAUUGAAGAAAAGAGUC